Molecule: messenger RNA, 2002 nt
Organism: Hyalella azteca
Lineage: Eukaryota; Metazoa; Arthropoda; Malacostraca; Amphipoda; Hyalellidae
Product: polycomb protein EED
Exons: 8
Coding region: 215-1507 (430 amino acids)
Biological process (GO): negative regulation of transcription by RNA polymerase II
Cellular component (GO): ESC/E(Z) complex
Molecular function (GO): protein binding; nucleosome binding
Source: RefSeq, a predicted model, not a curated record
UCCAAAACGCUCGCGCCAUUCGCCCUUGUCGUUACUCGUUAGUGCCUGGCUGCCUGCGAGUGUGUUAAGUGGAGUCUCAAGGACCAUUCGGUCUACACCCCUCUCAGCCCUCUGAAUUCUCAGUAGUAGAAUAUUUGGUAGCCCAUAUUUCUCGAGCUAAUCUCUUUUUCUUCAUUUUUAUAAGCUAAUCCAUAUUAAGCAUCAAUUUUCUAGCAUGACUGGCCCAAAUGGAGACACCAGCUCGAUUGCUGACUCGGAAGAUCAAGAUAUGGAGGACACUUGGAGUGUGGGCAGUGGAAGCAAUGCAGACAACACAUCUCGAUCCACCACACCAACAAUGUCUGCGCCUGCUGGUCCUCAUAAACGUGGGAAAGCCAAGAGAGGCAGGAAAAAAGCUCCUCAGCCCCUACCUCCUCAGAAUCUCUAUAAAUUUGUAUCAUUUCUUAAAGAAGAUCAUGGCCAACCUCUUUUUGGAGUUGCAUUCAACCAAUAUCUGGGUGAAGGGCAGCCUGCCGUGUUUGCCACUGCUGGCAGCAACAGAGUUUCAGUCUAUCAGUGCGAGAAGAAUGCCUCCAUUCGUCUGCUACAAUGCUAUGCUGAUCCUGAUCCUGAAGAAAACUUCUAUAGCGUCGCUUGGAGUUAUGAUACAGAGACUGGACACCCUCUGCUGGCUGCCGGCGGUGCCCGAGGCGUCGUGAGACUCUUCUCCAUUGCCACCAUGACCUGCACUAAACAUUUUACUGGUCACGGCAAUGCAAUUAACGAAGUAAAGUUCCACCCUGGGAACCCUGACUUGCUGCUGUCUGUGAGCAAGGACCACGCGAUGCGGCUCUGGAACGUGCGCACUGACAUCCUCGUCGCUCUGCUCGGUGGAGUUGAGGCUCACAGGGACGAAGUCCUUAGCGCUGACAUAGACGUGGAAGGUCGUUAUCUGGUGUCCUGUGGCAUGGAUCAUUCGCUCAAGAUUUGGAGCCUCACGACAGAAGCCAUGCAAAACGCUAUCAAAGAUUCUUACACAUUCAAUCCAGCGCGCUCUAAUCAGCCUUUUGCAACUGUUGAGCAAAAUUUUCCCGACUUUUCAACCCGGGACAUCCACCGAAACUACGUUGACUGCGUUAGGUGGUUGGGUAAUCUCGUGCUUUCUAAGAGUUGCGAGAACACGAUCGUGUGCUGGAAGCCUGGCUUGUUAAAUCAGACAGAACUGAAGCUGAACGACACAAACGUGACGAUCUUGCACAAAUUCGACUACAAGGAAUGCCAGAUUUGGUUCAUGCGCUUUUCUCUGGACUUUUGGCAAAGAAUGUUGGCAGUAGGUAACCAGCAAGGAAAGAUUUACGUGUGGGAAAUGACAGCAACAGAUCCUCGAAUGAUUCGACCUAGUACUCUCAGCCACCCGCGCUGUACAGCUGCCAUACGCCAAACUGCUUUCAGUCGUGACGCGUCAAUACUCAUAGGCGUCUGCGACGACGCCACCAUUUGGCGAUGGGAAGCCACUCCCAAUUCAUAAGACCCUGGGGCAAAAUAGAUGGAGUAUUUUUUUGUUUGCUUAUUCAAAUGAUAUUAGUUCAUAGAAGCAUUGUUCCUGAGCGUCCCACCACUGAGCUCGCGGUGUCUGACCGUGGGUCUCGGUUGCGGGUUUACAUUGCUAUUUAAGCAGAAUUCUAUCUAUGCAUUCCUUUCCUUGGUCUCAUUCUUGCAGGCUGCCGACUUCUCGUGUAAGCGAAAUCUUGUACGUGUGUCUUCAUUGCUGUUGCUAUUUAAUUAAUAAUUUUUAAUUAAUUCGUCUCUUUGAGACGGUUACACUGUUGCUUCCCUAAAAGGUUCAGCGACUUGACCACUUGUGGGUGAUGAAUGAUGUAACAAAUUUUUAAGAAUCGAGAUCUUCUGCCGUGCGGGGGAUGUUUAUUUUUAACUUCCGGUGAAAAAAUCUGAAUGGCUUAAUCUCAAUUAAAUCUUUGUAAACUAAUGAUGAUAUUUGUCAUUAAUAUAGGAGGAUAUAUUU